AUGUCCCUCACGAGCAGUGUCGCGGCCACCCCUUCUGCAUCCUCCUCCACAUCCUCCCCAUCUAGUUCUCACACCAAUUUCUAUGGUUUUCCUCUCAUUAUCCUCGUCGUCGCAGUUGGUUUGUUCGCAGGUGUUGUCUUGGCUAUGAUUGCACUCCGCAGGCUGCAUCCUCGCAGGCUCAGUAUGAAAGAAGUGGACUAUGUGGUCAUCCCAGAGCUCUGGGAGUAUGUCAGUAUCCCGGACUGGGCGGACCGAGAAGGAGGCAGGUGGGCCGACCUAUUUCCGCUUUCUGCGAGCUUCUUCCCAGACGACCCCGCGGAGCCAGUGCAGUAUCGCAGUCAGAAGAUACAGCGGAGCUCGCGGAAUCCGUUGGCGCACCUCGUGCAACGGCUCUCGCGGGCGCAUCAGACGCUGAUCACCAUGAUGUACGGCCCCGACAUGCGUGUGCAGGUCGGGCGGCCGCAGCAGCGAGCGUCCGCGAAGGAAUCUAAGGAGGCCAGACGCGGCAAGCUCCAGGUUGCGGUGACCAUCGCGAUGCCCGGAUCUGGCCUCUUUCACGCAGACUCGAUUACGAAAACGAAAGACCCUACGAACGCUCCCGAACACAUGGCUGAAUAUUGCCUCGGAUUGACAGAGAUCCCAUGGCAUGUUAAACACCAGAUUUGA
This is a messenger RNA of Sparassis crispa, 666 nucleotides long. RefSeq lists its product as hypothetical. NCBI's taxonomy places the organism in Eukaryota, Fungi, Basidiomycota, Agaricomycetes, Polyporales, Sparassidaceae. Bases 1 to 666 code for a protein of 221 amino acids. The transcript is spliced from 2 exons. The record is from RefSeq and is a predicted model, not a curated record.